Molecule: messenger RNA, 1944 nt
Organism: Panthera uncia (snow leopard)
Lineage: Eukaryota; Metazoa; Chordata; Mammalia; Carnivora; Felidae
Gene: SLC25A48
Product: solute carrier family 25 member 48
Exons: 8
Coding region: 196-1131 (311 amino acids)
Biological process (GO): transmembrane transport
Cellular component (GO): mitochondrion
Molecular function (GO): transmembrane transporter activity
Source: RefSeq, a predicted model, not a curated record
GCCACGGGCCCUUGGAGAGGUGAGCGCUGGCGCCCCGCGGGUCCUGUGCUCGGAGACGGGACUCGAAGUAGGACCUACGGCGCGCCCGAGUCUCCCACCUCCUCCCCCGAGCGCGGGCCGGCGGGUGGUACGCCCCGCGGACUCUCACUGGGCACCCACCCGGCUGCGGGAGCGCGAGGCGCCGCUACUGUGGCCAUGGGCAGCUUCCAGCUGGAGGACUUCGCGGCGGGCUGGAUCGGAGGUGCAGCCAGCGUCAUUGUCGGUCACCCUCUGGACACGGUCAAGACUCGCCUGCAGGCCGGCGUCAACUAUGGGGACACCAUCAGCUGCAUCCGCACGGUGUACAGGAGGGAGAGUGUCUUCGGCUUCUUCAAGGGCAUGUCCUUUCCCCUUGCCAGCAUCGCGGUCUACAACUCUGCGGUGUUUGGGGUCUUCAGUAACACACAGAGGUUCCUCAGCCAGCACCACUGCAGGGAGCCCGGGGCCAGCCCAUCCGGCACCCUGUCUGACCUUCUCCUGGCCAGCAUGGUGGCUGGCGUGGUCUCUGUGGGGCUGGGCACGCCCGUAGACCUCAUCAAGAUCCGGCUGCAGAUGCAAACACAGCCAUUUCAGGAAGCCAACCUUGGUUUGAGACCCAGGGCGAUGACUCUUGGGAAGCCACCAGUCUACCAGGGGCCUGUGGAUUGCAUUGCAACCAUCGUGCGGACCGAGGGCCUGGCAGGGAUGUACCGGGGUGUUGGCGCCAUGCUGCUGAGGGAUGUCCCCGGCUAUUGCCUCUACUUCAUCCCCUAUGUGUUCCUGAAUGACUGGAUCACACCCGAAGCCUGCACAGGCCCCAGCCUCUGUGCUGUGUGGCUGGCGGGCGGCGUGGCAGGAGCAAUUUCUUGGGGGACAGCGACUCCUAUGGAUGUCGUGAAAAGUCGACUCCAAGCUGAUGGGGUUUAUUUAAACAAAUACAAAGGUGUCCUGGAUUGUAUCUCCCAGAGUUACCAGAAGGAAGGUCUUAAAGUGUUUUUCAGAGGCAUCACAGUGAACGCUGUGCGUGGCUUCCCCAUGAGCGCCGCCAUGUUCCUCGGGUAUGAGUUCUCGCUGCAGGCAAUCCGCGGGGACCACGCCGUGACUAGCCCCUGAGCACCAGGGCCAGCGUCACCUGGCCAGAGCUGGUGUCAUCUGACCAGAGCCUCUUUUUGCUACAAGUUGGUGCUGGAGGCAUGACAUCUCUAGACUCCUCAGUAGUGAACUUAAGAGAAAGAAGGCCUCUCUUCCACCCGUGCUGUGGGUCAGGUGGGCCCUCAGCCAUCGGCGCCAACCUCAGAAUCCCUUCUUUCCUGAGGACUCUGCUCCUUACCUCCCAGCUGCGGCCACUCAGCUGCUGCCUGGGAAGGAACCUUUGGACCAUUGGACCACUGACCGACCACCAGCUAUUUCCGAUCUCCACUGGCCCCAAUACAAAGGAGGAUAAGAUUGGCCCUGUCCCCAUGCCUGCUGUUACACUCACUGGGAGCUCAUGGAGGAGCUCAACUGCAUGUUUCCAAAUAAAAACACUGAAGACCUCUUCAGGUCAUUACUGAAUCAGAUGCUUCUGCCUGGCUUCCACAGGAUACUGGCCACUCUCGUUCUUCCCUCUGUUUAGAUCUCUAUAGAUGGUGUUGGCCCAAAGAACCCGCUCCACACAGGUGAGAAGAGAAACCAAGGAUGGCCGUCAUGCUUCUUUAUGCCCUGCUGCCUCUGGUGGGCAAGGAGGGCACCUGACUCCGGUGGCACUUGCUGACGGGGCGCCUCAGAAUGGUGUUAGUGAGCGUGCUGGGAUGGGCAUUCUCUGGGCCUUAUUUCCACACGGAGAACAAAACAAAACAAAGUACUUUGUCCACAGCCUGGUUUCCAGAAUGGUUUCAUUAUUCUAAAUGUUCUCUCUCACUAGAACCAUGUAGGAAGUCCAUUGCU